This is a messenger RNA of Cokeromyces recurvatus, 360 nucleotides long. RefSeq lists its product as uncharacterized. Lineage: Eukaryota; Fungi; Mucoromycota; Mucoromycetes; Mucorales; Mucoraceae. Gene Ontology annotation, cellular component: Golgi apparatus. Gene Ontology annotation, biological process: endoplasmic reticulum to Golgi vesicle-mediated transport; intra-Golgi vesicle-mediated transport; endocytosis. The annotation marks the transcript as partial. The record is from RefSeq and is a predicted model, not a curated record. Gene Ontology annotation, molecular function: GTPase activator activity. The transcript is spliced from 4 exons.
AAUAAUCAACAUGCAAAAGUUUUAAUCAAGUUAUUACAGGAAACAGAAAAUAAACACUGUGCUGACUGUAAGAAAAGAGAUCCUCGUUGGGCAUCUUGGAAUCUAGGGAUCUUUAUCUGUAUUCGUUGUUCUGGUGCCCAUCGAUCUUUAGGAACACAUAUUAGUAAAGUAAAAUCGGUUGACCUUGAUACUUGGACACCAGAACAAGUAGAGAAUAUGAUCAAAUGGGGAAACAAAAGAGCUAAUAAGUAUUGGGAAGCUAAUUUAAAUGAUAAAGAGCCCACAGAUUAUAAUCUAGAACCAUGGAUUAGGUUAAAAUACGAACAAAAGAAAUGGGUUUUUCAUAGUUCACUUCCAAGC